CCGCCAGUCACGGCACGACCUCGCCGACUGGCACCGGACAAAUUAGCUUUCGCUAAACGUGAGUUUGACAAUUUACUAGCUACUGGUAAUAUUCGUCCUUCUCACAGUCCAUGGGCCUCUCCUAUUCACAUGGUGCGCAAAAAAGAUGGGCUUAGUUGGAGACCAUGCGGCGACUACCGAGCUCUUAACGUAGUUACGCGCUUUGAUAGCUACCCCAUCCCCCACAUACACGACAUCACGGCAUCGCUCAAGGGCACGACUAUCUUUUCCAAGAUCGAUCUGGUACGAGCAUAUCAUCAGAUCCCAGUCGCUCUUGAAGAUAUCGAAAAACUGCUAUCACGACUCCUUUCGGUUUGAUUGAGUUCCUACGAAUGCCAUUUGGAUUACGGAAUGCUGCUCAAACUUUUCAAAGGUUUAUCGAUAGCAUUGUACGAGACCUCGAUUUUGUUCACGUCUAUAUUGAUGACCUGUUAAUCGCACCAUCAAACGUAGAUGAACAUUAUCAACAUCUUACGCUAUUAUUCCAACGCCUUUCGGAUAAUGGAAUAGUAGUUAACCCAGACAAAUGCGAGUUAGGUAAACGAGAAAUAAUAUUUCUGGGUCAUGUUAUCAAGCAAGAGGGUAUUCUACCUUGUGAGGACAAAGUGCAAGCAAUAAAGGAGUACAACGUGCCGUCCUCACUCAAGGAACUGAAGGCUUUUCUCAGUUUGGUUAACUUCUACCGUCGUUUCAUCCCACACGCGGCAGAACGGUUACGACCACUAACCGACUUACUACGCGGCAACCCACGCAGAUUGGAAAUGAACGAUUCUGCACGUACUGCAUUCACUGAAAUCAAAAUGGCUCUUGCGCAAGCCAUUCUUCUCGCCCAUGCCGAUCCAGCAGCCACGCUUAGUAUAGCGGUUGAUGCAUCCGAUGUUGCUAUAGGAGCAGUCAUGCAACAAAAUAUCUCCGGUAGUUGGCAACCCCUCGAGUUUUUCUCACGACGCCUUACUACCACGGAGACGAGAUAUAACGCUUUUGGUCGCGAGCUGCUAGCAGCCUACUGCGCCAUCAAACAUUCUCGGCACGCAGUAGAAGGACGUCAAUUCAUCUUAUUCACCGACCAUAAGCCCCUAACGUAUGUUUUGCAUACCAAGUCUGACCGCUACUCACCACGAGAGUGCAGACAUUUGGACUAUAUCUCCCAGUCCACGAGAGACAUUCGCCACAUCCAAGGCAAGUCGAACUGUGUUGCCGAUGCUCUAUCACGAAUACAAACGAAUGCAGUUACCUUGCCGGUGCUCGAUCUUCCUGCUAUGGCCGCUGCCCAAGCAAACGAUCCCAGUUGUACAAAAGCACCACGCUCUACGUCCCUUCAGUAUCAGGAAGUACCUCUAGCCACGACUUCUGGCACCAUUCUAUGUGAUACUUCUACCGGUCUUCCCCGACCCAUCGUACCCUCUGCUUAUCGCCGUCUCGUAUUCGAUGCCCUGCAUGGAUUAUCUCACCCAGGUAUCGCAGCUACAUUACGUCCCAUCGCUGCACGAUACGUCUGGCCGUCCAUGAAUAAAGAUGUUCGAAUGUGGGCGAAGCAAUGCUUACAAUGUCAACGAUCAAAAGUGCACAGGCACGUAGCUGCCCCCAUUGGCACGUUCGCUACGCCUGAUGCUCGCUUCGAUCACGUUCACUUAGACAUCGUAGGACCACUGCCACCAUCGCAUGGGUAUGAUCACAUACUCACGUGCAUCGACCGCUUCGCCAGAUGGCCCGAAGCUAUACCCAUCACGUCUAUCACGGCGGAGACAGUUGCUCACCGCUUCGUAGAACGAUGGAUAGCUCUAUACGGUUGUCCCUCGACUGUCACGACUGACCGAGUACAACAAUUUGAGUCCGCAUUAUUCUCCUCACUUACUCGGCUGCUUGGUACGGAACGCAUACGCACUACCGCCUACCAUCCAGCUUCAAAUGGUUUAGUCGAAAGGUUUCACCGUCAACUUAAAAGUGCUCUUCGAGCACACGAAAACGACGACUGGCACGAAACCUUACCGCUCGUUCUCUUAGGUAUUCAAACGAGCUUGAAGGCAGAUAUACAAUGUUCCGCCGCUGAACUGGUAUACGGCACGACAUUGCGUCUGCCCGGGGAAUUCUUCACAUCACGGAGCAGACCUGAUUUCGGUAAAUCAGACUACGUCCAUCGACUGUCUGCAUUUAUGCGAACGCUGUCUCCGGUGUCGACUCGAAUACAACAUCGACAGGUCGCUCUCCCUCGAGGGUUAUCUACCUGUUCACAUGUUUUUAUACGAGUAGAUUCGGUACGCAAACCUUGGCAACAACCUUACGAAGGCCCUUUUCACGUGAUCGCUCGUCACGAAAAGACCUUCAAGGUUGAUCGACAUGGCCGCGUCGAGAUCGUCAGCAUUGAUCGUCUCAAACCAGCACACGUCGAUGACAGUGCCCUAUCUGAUAACCUGAGAUUCAAUGCUAGACUUAUCAAACCUAGCGGGAUUCUUAAAUCUUCAGAUCCCACGUUAGAUAUAUCUGGGACCUCAUUCUCACGUCCCGGUCAACAGCACGCGUCAUCUGCACCGUCUACGGACGAGACGAUAGUCUCACGUCCAGAUCAGCAGACCACGCCGCCUCUGACCUCGGAUGAGAUUGCAGGCUCACGCGAUACGAACGAGACUGCCGUCUCACGUUCCGGUCGCCGAGUACGGUUGCCCGUACGCUUCCGCGACUAAUCGCACAGUCAACAACCGAUACGGUGUAGGGUUAUUCCUAUGCUACACGCACGCUACACUCUUCUCUUUUUUGAUUUUCUUUUUGUUUCCUGAGCCCACGCCUUCGACCAUCUCCGUUUGGUUCCGUCGACUUCAGUCAACUUUGGCGAAAGCUGGCCUGAUCACCCAUGCUCUUGUCAACUCACUCAGUCGAUAUUUUGGUUUCGAAUGCUUGGCAUACGCUUGGUCUCGAACAUGGUCGUUACAGUCGCUUCUGGUCUUUUGGCCCAACGUGGUUUCGUCCUACGUCUGCAGCGUUUCUGGUCCGGACCCCUACGAACUCCCUCUUCAGAUUCUGGAUACAAACCACUCUGGUGUAGCAUGCCAACUCAAGCAAUACAUACAGCACAUCGCUCCUGGUAUCGUUCUCCGAAAACGACCUUCGUUGGCAAAUCGACGGUCAACGAUCGCUUUCCUGUUCGCCAGUUCUUCCGUCCUACAAUCGCUCGUCAGCCGAUCAGUCCCACGAUUCAAACCGCUAUUUAUCGAAUGUGUAAACCCUUUCUAGCGGAGGGCUUCUGUAGUGACUCACAUUUAUCACGAGAACACGACUGGUUUAAUAAAAACAAUUAUUAUUAUAACCAACUGUACCAGUGACUGUUUUAGUGUGCUUUUGCUUAACUGUGCUAAUUAUAGCCAUUUUGUGCUUCCAUUACCUUCCAUCAUUGUUCCGCGGUUUUCGGUACUGUUCGCACGUACUCCUGUCUUCUGCUUCCACUUGUACCAUUCCUUGGCACGAUCUCGGUAUUCGUUCAAUACCACGAGAUCGCCAACGAAAUAAAUCUGGUUACGUUCA
Messenger RNA from Schistosoma haematobium, 3555 nucleotides. RefSeq lists its product as uncharacterized. NCBI's taxonomy places the organism in Eukaryota, Metazoa, Platyhelminthes, Trematoda, Strigeidida, Schistosomatidae. The transcript has a single exon. Bases 2632 to 3267 code for a protein of 211 amino acids. The record is from RefSeq and is a predicted model, not a curated record.